AUGUCGGGGUUCGAAGUACCAGGUGUCAUAUUCGGUGUUUUGCCGUUCCGGAAAGCCAUCCCGCACGCGCCCUACGAUGAGAAGCUAUGUGACUUCUACACCUCCUUCUACUGGGAGGCGUCGGAGCUCAAAAGUCACAUCACAACCCUUUUUCAGCAUCUUCCAAAUCUUUCUGAGGAGAAAAGGGCAGAGAUACUGCGACAAGAAGGAUCGAGUGACUGGAACAAGGAUCCAGAGGUAGCAAGGUCCUUUUCUGAGCUACUGGUAUCCAUCGACGACCAGCACGACUUCGACGUCAUCAUGAAGAAAGUUCUAAAUUUGCUGGAUAAAUUGAUCGACGACAACUCCUUGAAAAUGACAAAAGCCGACAUGGGCCAAACAGCCAUGUUUCUCAAACUGCAGAAACUCCAGCACGAUAUUGAUUCUGGGGAGACGAAGAGCCGCCUUUAG
Molecule: messenger RNA, 450 nt
Organism: Dichotomopilus funicola
Lineage: Eukaryota; Fungi; Ascomycota; Sordariomycetes; Sordariales; Chaetomiaceae
Exons: 2
Coding region: 1-450 (149 amino acids)
Source: RefSeq, a predicted model, not a curated record